This is a messenger RNA of Uloborus diversus, 858 nucleotides long. Its product is annotated as chondroitin proteoglycan 2-like. The record is from RefSeq and is a predicted model, not a curated record. Lineage: Eukaryota; Metazoa; Arthropoda; Arachnida; Araneae; Uloboridae. Gene Ontology annotation, cellular component: extracellular region. Gene Ontology annotation, molecular function: chitin binding. The transcript is spliced from 6 exons. The coding region runs from base 1 to 858 and encodes 285 amino acids.
AUGGUUUCCCUUGAUACCACCGGGUGCCUGAAAGGAGUUAUUGCAUCAACUAAAGCCAAAAAAGAUUACGAUGACCACGAUAAUGAUCAUGAUGAUCAUGAUGAUGAUGGGCAACCGAAUUACUGCCCAAAAGACAAUGGCAUGUUUCCUAACCCAACAGACUGCUCCACAUUCUACAACUGCGUGGACGGGACCGCCAUUGCCAUGAGCUGCGCACCAGGUCUUCUCUUCGAUCCGGAGAAGAAGAUGUGCAACUUCCCUGACCAAGUGAAAUGUUCCAAUGAAUGUAGAGGUCCAAACGGACUUUUUCCAAGCCAACAUAGAUGCGACGAAUUCAUCCUUUGCACCAACAACAAACCUAAAGUCCAGCGAUGCAAGAAAGGGCUCUACUUCGACGCCAAUCUGCAAGUCUGCAACUACAAGGAUCAAGUCCUCUGCAGCUUACAUAAGUUGGUGUUUCAGAUUCAUCACUUCAUAAAAUUUAUCAAGUGUCAUAAAAGUAUAUGGGCUGAUGAUGACGAUGAUGAUGAUGAAAGUGAUCACAAAAGUAGCAAAAAACAGUAUAGAAAUAACGAUGAUGAUGAUGACGAUGAACCUCCUAAAAAACGAGGUACAUCAGUACGCGAUGCGCAUAAGGAACUCGCUGUUGCAAGCGUGAGAUCGGUUUGUCCAAAAUCAAGAGGUUUAUUUGCCCAUGCAGAGUCCUGCGCCAAGUUUUAUCAGUGCUAUGAUGGUGAAGUUUUGGUUAAAAGUUGCCCAGAUGGUUUGCUAUUUGACGCAAGUGCCCACAUGUGUGCCCAUGGGCGCGAUGUUGAUUGUAGAUCUAGAAAAGUAUACAGGCAUCUAGAUUUUAAAUAA